Molecule: messenger RNA, 2514 nt
Organism: Mesocestoides corti
Lineage: Eukaryota; Metazoa; Platyhelminthes; Cestoda; Cyclophyllidea; Mesocestoididae
Source: the annotation of a GenBank genome assembly
AUGAUGGCCACUGUUCAAAUUAGCGAACCAGAGCCCUCACACGUGUCCAUGACGCACACGAUCUACCGAGCUUCGUCUCCCUCAGAAUCCAGGCUCGAGGCGCGAGUUGCUGAACUCGAGGAGAGACUCCAGGAUGAACGAAUCGUCCUCACAAAGAGUCAGCGAGAUAACUGCGACUUGGCGCUGGAAAUCGAAAUGCUACAGGAACGCCUGGAGGAAGCAAACGAGACAAUUUCUCAACAAAUGGAAACAAUUCGACGCAAGGAGAUGGAACUCUCUGUGAUUCAGAAGGAGCGCGAUCUGCUGAAACACACGCACGAAGAAGACGCAGCAUCACUGCGCAAACGCUACCAGACGUCCAUCGACGAGCAGAAUCACGAGCUUGACGACUUUCGACGCAUUAAAUCAAAGCAAGUCCUUUUACCAUGCCUCCUAUCAAGAUUAGAAAAGGAGAAAAGUGAGCUUAUGAACCAAGUGGAAAGAUUAGCCAGUGAUCUCUCGAAGCAGGAAUUCCUGAAUGAGUCUCUGGAAAACAAGAUCGAGUCUUUGGAAACUCAAAACACUCGCCUGAAGGCGGGAAACGAGGAAUUGCUGAAACAACUAGCAGAAGCCAACGCAAAGUACUCCAGUCUUUCGGCGGAUGAGUCAGAGCGGCAGAAACACCUCGACAAACUGACAACCUCCCUCAACAUCGUUCAACGCCAGGCAACCAAUUCGGAGAAGGAAAUCGACGAAUUGAAACGACAGAUUGAAGAGGAGGCAACAUCAAACGCCCACCUCCAGUCACGGCAAUCAGCACUGCAAGCUCAACUGGAAGCUGCCGAAGCCAGAGCCGAGGAGGAGUCCGAAAAUGCCACACAAGCUCAGCAGCAGCUCGCUAAAGUGACCGCCGAAUUAUCCGCCCUGAGAACCAAGCACGACCGAGAGGUCACUGAACUCCAGAAUGAGAUCGACGAGGCAAAACGUCGUCUAACGGCACGCACGAACGAGCUGACGGAGCAGUACGAGUCGGAGCACUCGCGAGUGCUCAGUCUGGAGCGCACCAAGACUCAGCUUACCGCGCAAAUUCACGAAAUUCAAAUCCAACUCGAUUCGUGCCAAGUAGACAACCUCGACUUGAAGCAGGAGCUCAAAUCGGUGAGCACCCAACUCGCCGAGACAGAGAAGAUUCUUGAGGAGGCCCAAACGGAGGAGGCGCAACUGCGAGCGAAGCUGGCCUCCCUCCAGAAGGAGCUCUCGAACGCACGCAACUGGAGAGUCGAAAACGAACCCAGGUUGACUGCGCUGGAGAAGGAGAACCGCGUUAACGCCGACGAUCUUUUGUUUGUGCUUCCAGAAAAGCUGAAGGAUCUCAAGGAGGCUUCUGCUAAAUUGGCCAAGGAAAACGAUGAAAUGGAGAGCAUGCAGGUGCGCCUUGAACGCGAAAGGGAAUCCCUUCAAAUGACAGUCAGAGAACUCGAGGACGCCCUUCAUGAGGUUGAGGCUGGCCAGGAGACGGAGGACAAUUACAACCAAUUAGCAGCUGAAUUUGACGACCUCAGCCAUGCACUUGAGGAAACAAGGUCUUCAUUGCAGUUGAGUGAGAGCCGUCGGCAGGCGCUUUCAGAGGAGGUGGAAAUGAUUCGUGUGCAACUCGAGGCCUCCGAGCGAAGCCGUCGAAAGGCCGAAUCGGAGACUCAGGAGCUUACAAAUCGCGUGUCCGAGCUGACUGCUCAGGUCAACACUUUAAUCGCUGACAAGCGCCGCCUUGAAAGCGAGCUCACAAUCGCUCAAGGUGAUAUCGAAGACCUCAAUGGCAGCAAGCAGGGCAAUGAGGAGCGUAUCGCGAAGCUAACACUCGACGUGGCCCGUUUGACAGCUGAUUUGCAGGCUGAACAGGAUCUCGCACGUCGAGCAGAGGCUGGAAGGCGUCAACUGGAGACGGAUCUUCGUGACGCGAAUAAUCGCUUGAAGGUGGCAGAACAGGCCUCUGAAGACGCCGAAAAAGACGCCAUUAGGAAGAUCAAUGGAAUGGAGGCUCGACUUCGCGAUGCAGAAAUGGCCGCUGAGACAGAAGCCAAACGCGUUAGGGAACUCACGGCCCAGUUACGAAAAGUGGAGCGUUCGCACAAGGAAGUUUGCCAAGCCCUUGAAGAGGAACGCUCGAUGGCAGCACAGAUGAAGGAGCUCAUGGAACGAGGACAAGGCAAACUCAAGACCAUGCGUCGUCAGAUCGAGGAGUCGGAAGCAGCAGUUGCGAACGCGAACAUGAAGCUACGCAAGGUCCAGGAGCAGCUCGAAGAGGCCGAAUUGCGUGCUUCGAUGGCAGAGAGACGCAUCAGUCUGCAGGCGGAGGCGGCUGCGCGCGACAAGCAGACUGCGUUCAACCCGCGGAUGCGUUCAGCCUCCUUCGUUCGCGAAGGCUCCACCUUCAGCGUGACCGAGUACACGCCCCGUCGCUCCCGCCGGACCGCUGCUGCAUUCCGCAGCGUCGACAGCGAGGAGCGAGACGUCCUCAACGGAGUCGCCGACUAG